This is a messenger RNA of Hylaeus anthracinus, 1931 nucleotides long. Its product is annotated as longitudinals lacking protein, isoforms A/B/D/L-like. The record is from RefSeq and is a predicted model, not a curated record. Bases 180 to 524 code for a protein of 114 amino acids. NCBI's taxonomy places the organism in Eukaryota, Metazoa, Arthropoda, Insecta, Hymenoptera, Colletidae. The transcript is spliced from 3 exons.
UUGAGUGAUACUUGGCGUUAUCGCGAAGAAGGAAAGGUAACGCGAAUCGAUCCACUCGUUCUUUCGAUGGAACGAAUUCGUGUUACCUGACGUACGGAAUCCUUCGUUUUUUGUAUCUGUGAGAAUGAAUAAAGAUCAAAGUGAUCUUCAACCUGACUACUUUGCCCUACGUGGCGACCAUGGCCCCGGAACGAAGAUGGAGGCGCUGCAACACCAGCGGCCUGUUUCCGCCGGCGAACACCACGUCCAGAGAUUGGCCGACGAACAGCGGUGGCACCUGCCAAAGCUCGAAGCGAGCCUACGAUUACAAUAAUCGUAACCGUCAUCCAUGUCCGAUGUGCUUCCGCAGCUACAAGCACCGUAGCCACAUGAUACGGCAUUACAAGUACGAGUGUGGUAAGGAGCCUCGUUUCAAGUGUCCGCACUGCAUGUACAUCGGCAAACACAGGUCGCACGUCUAUACGCACAUCAGGAGCAAUCACAGCAAUCAGCCAGUUUACGCUCUCGACACCCUGCAGUUCUAAGUCGUUCCUUCGGCUCGCGCAGCGUCGAAUGUGAGAUUUACAGACCCCUCGGACUGUGCGAGGCCCCGAGGAAUAUUCCCGACAGGAAACAGAGAGUCGAGGAUGAGAAAAAUGAGUAUCAUUUUUUUCACAGAAUGGUAUAAAAAUGUGUAAACGUAGGAAUCCAACGUUGAACUUCACUUGGAGUACGUAUGGAAGUAAUUCGCAACAUCAGAGGACCCCAGUCCGUACCUUCAUUCGAUCCUGAAUCCGUUUCCGAAGUAUUGAAACGCAUCGAAAACAGCCUUCGUGUAUACCAGCCUCGACGAAGUUCCAGCAAGUUUCUUCGAAGCUGGUGUGCUACGAAUAAAAACAGAGUACUACAGUACUGUCUCUCUGCAGCAACUCGAGAGGCGGGUAGGUGAAAUUUAAGCGGUAUCUUUAGCUCUCUUGGUUCUGUGUAUAUCGAGACAAAGAUGAGAAACACCGACGGGAACGUGUUUCAAGCGGGGUCUUACUGUAUACUUAAACUUCGCCUCGUUUGUUUUCACCAGACUUCAUUUUUUUUUCCCGUCAUCACGGAGAAAAACUUAGCUUAGAGGAAACACUAUCUUCUCUUGCGAUCCCUUGAACGACUAAUACGUACAACUGAAAAUACGAAGUAUACAUACAUAUAUAUUCCUUAACCUACAUAAAUACUCUUUAUGUGCAAUCGCAUAGCAAUCUAGACGUUCUAAUUCUAGCGACGUUCGUGCGUCUGUAGCUGUACGGAGUACCAAUUUGACCCAACGGGUCUCGUGCGUUGAAAGAACAACAGCGAUGGUCCAGGAGACGACGUACACGAUAAUUGUCACUGUAGAAACUUCCAUUUACGCGAAUACAACAGUUCUAUAAUGAUAAAGUAGACUCACUAGUAGCUGCGACAGUUCGAGAGACAGUACUGUACAUGCGACCGAAACCUCGAUACUUUUCGCUAACGAAUAAUUUUCGUAACGACACUACCGUCCCUCUCCCCGCACAAUUUUCGUUGUAACCUUGUUCUUUUCUCUCGAUACUGUACAUUUUUAUUCGUAGCGACUGUAUAGAAAAUAAACAUCCUUAGCGUUAGAAACGGCUCAGUCUUUCCACCUUUUUAUUGCGAAUCCAUAUUUGUAAUAAAUAACAGCAGAUCGUUCGCGAUCGUUAGCAUUUUUUCCCAGAGUUUUGUUCGUCUACUUCGUCUUUGUGCGUCCUCCAGACCUCGUUUCCUCGUUUCUCACCUUGGACUGUACGAUAGUUUAUCGUUGAAUCCUCGUGACGUAACUAACCACGCUUGAACGCUUCCUUAUUCCAAGGAUCAGGACAUCCUGUUAGGACUUCAAGGCCAAUCGAAGGACCACGAAGCUCUCGCUCGUCAGAAUCUCCCGACUAACUGUCUCGAAAUCUUCU